This is a messenger RNA of Eimeria tenella, 4377 nucleotides long. Its product is annotated as RRM domain-containing protein, putative. The transcript is spliced from 9 exons. NCBI's taxonomy places the organism in Eukaryota, Apicomplexa, Conoidasida, Eucoccidiorida, Eimeriidae. Gene Ontology annotation, molecular function: ubiquitin-protein transferase activity; RNA binding; metal ion binding. Gene Ontology annotation, biological process: protein ubiquitination. The coding region runs from base 1 to 4377 and encodes 1458 amino acids. The record is from RefSeq and is a predicted model, not a curated record. Gene Ontology annotation, cellular component: CCR4-NOT complex.
AUGCCCUCACAUCAGAGAGAGUCGAGGACUCGCGCUUCUGAUGCGCAAAAACGCGAUAGCUCCGGUGUCCGCAUUUCUGUGAGCUCGGGACAGCCGCAGGAUGCAAGUUCUUUAAGGGGUAGCGUGGCUCGCAGCCACAGUAUAGAACCGUGGGACACUGCAGAAGCUGGCCGCAGUAAGCGGGCGACUGCAGCGACAGCUCCAGUAUCGGCGUCAGGAAGUGCUGCUGACAGCAGUAGCAGGCGUGACAGCAGGAAAAAUCGGCAUGGAGCUGCCGCUGGUGCGUCGGCAGUUGAUGCAAGCAGUGGUAGUAGCAGCUUCAGUUCGGCAACAAACCACCCGGGCGAGCCACCUCGGCGUGGUGGGUCUGGGACGCAUGGCAGCAUAAAGCCGCAGCAUGUGGGCGGGUCUGUUGGCCAGCGCCGCAGUAGCAACGCCAGUUUGGGGUCAAAUCGCUCUGACGACCCAGAGGAGGAGGCCACUUGCCCGUUAUGCCUUGAGACCCUUGACGAAACGGACAGGGGUCUGUUUCCGUGUGAAUGCGGCUACCAGGUUUGUCUCUGGUGUCUGCAUCAUAUCCGGGACCACUUGGCUAACAAGUGCCCGGCUUGCCGUCGAGACUAUGAUGAAAAGAAGUUUAAGUACGACCAGACGAGGGUUUUAGAUCGCGUUAUGCCUGAGGGGAAAAUGAGAUUGGCGUGGUUGGACAGGCUGACAAAGCAAAUCGGGCGCAAGUCAAGGGAGAAGGUAUGUGGGGCGCCCGACCCGACGAGAACUGGUAGCAGCGCUGGUGGUGGCGGUGGCGGCAGCAGCAGCAGCUGCAACAGCAGCACCCGAACAGUCUGUGCCGUUGGACAAGCUAGGGGAGGCACAGCCAGGAGCGGUUCUACGUCCUCAUACAGUUGCAGCGGGAGAGUCACCUCAGUUCAACAUCCAGCAGGGGCUGACCGCCGAGGCUCAAGGGAGGCAGCAGCACCAGCACCUGCACAAGCAGCGGCUCUUAAGGACGUCCGGGUGAUCCAGCGUUGUUUGGUGUAUGUAAUUGGUAUUCCACCCUCAAUUGCAAAGAAGGAGAUUCUGCGCCGACAAGAGUUUUUCGGGCAGUAUGGCAAGGUCCUCCAGAUUGUCGUCAAUAAGAACCAGGGCCAUUGGGGAGGACCAUCUUUUGCAGUCUACGUCACAUACUCAACAAGCAAAGAAGCUGUGGCAGCUAUCCAAGGCGUUGACGGCGCGGUCUACGAAGGGCGAACUCUUAAGGCUUCCUUUGGCACCACCAAGUACUGUUCGCACUUUCUUAAGGGUGUCAAAUGCCAAAACCCGGAUUGCUCCUAUCUGCACCAGCUCGGAUCAGGCAAAGACAGUUUCACGAAAGAGGCUAUGAUCAGUGCGAAACACCAAUUCUUGGACCUGACGUUCCCAAGCAAUUCGGAAAGGAAGCAAACGGGAAGUCUGUUUGGAAAAAUUUUGGACUCGGGGAACCGCGGUGGCAUGCAGAGGGAAGAGAAGGAGGGACAGGUGGACGUAGAAAUGAAUGAGGCAGGGAAGGGGGAUUGCAUUGAAGACGAGGAUUCCGAUGAAUUUUCAUCUUCGCCGCAGGCUGCAGGGAGGGGAGGAAGCACAAAUACAGCAGCAACAGUGCCUUCGUCCAGUGUCGCUGUUGUGACUAGUAGUGUGCAUUCCAUCGGAGCAGCACAGCCGACCUCAGCAGCAGCUGAAGGAGAAGAUACCAGCGUCUGCGGAGGAUCGAAGUCCAGAUCAAAGCCACUGUCUAGCUCCUGUAACACAUGGGCGUCAGUUGCGGCAGGAAGCGUGAAGCCGAGCUCUGUAGCGACAACAGCAGCAGCAACAGUAGCAGCGUCAGCAUCUGUCCAGGAGAGCAUUCCUGUCUGUAGUGGCGGCACCGACAAGAUGCGGCAGCUUAAACACCAAAGUGAACACCAUGAGGAGUCGGAAGACACACAACAUGCAAAAGAAGAGGACACCAAGCGACUCACUAUUGGCGGUUUGCCGGGCAGCAUUACUGGGAACGUGGACAAUGCCUUGCCGGAUGCGUGUGACUUCCACGCGAUGAAUGAACAUGAAGUUGCUGCAGCUGGCACAGAGUCUUUGCCGCCAGUUUGUGACGAGUCCAAAGUUACUGAAGCAGAAACGGAAAACUCCGCAGCGGAGAAGGGCGGCGCACAUGCAGCCUCGUCGGACCGACCCGCAGAUGCUGGUAACUUUAGGCAGCAGCAAGAGGAACAGCAACACCGAGAAGAAGACGUACCGCAACAAGCCGCAGGCUGGCCAGCACUAAAAGGGACGCUGCAGGCAAUGGGCACCGAGUUUCGAGGGGCCCCUCUUCAGUCCAUUGGGGAACUGGCACUGCCGGCCUCUCCUGCUACAGCUGGUGCUGAUGAAUGCCCGCAGCAACUACAAACGCUGCUCCCAGCGCAGCAGCAGCAGCGCCUCUUGCACCAAAUGGAGCAGAAUCAGAGACGAUUGGCAACUAUGCAGUUCGAAAGUACCGCAUCUCAGUUGGUCAGCAGUGAAUCAGCUGCUUCAUUCCCAGCGGAACAGUUUAUCCAACAACAGCAGCGUUUGCUCCGCCUCUGUGCGCCGGGUUGCAUGGCUCAAGCAGCAGAUCAGGUGGAGCCUGGAGGAGGCAGGUUUGGCCCGCCUCCGGGCCUUGAGGCGUUGGGUGGACCCAACAGUAAGAAAGGGUUCAGUGCAAGAGGCAGCAGCAGUAGUAGUAACAGUAGCAGUGGCAGCAGGUUUCACCUAGGCAGCGGAGGAGUUGAUUUAUCUGGAGAUAUUCUGGGACAACUGGUACCAAAUGACGGUGUUGCUAGUGUGCCGUUUACUGGGCUUACAGUUCAGGGCGCCUCAUCAGGCGGCGGCGGCAGCAGCAGCAGCAGCAGCAGCACAUCUCGCUUUGCAUUCGCAUCAAAAGCAGCUGACGAUGACGAUGCACUAUUUGAAAUUCCGGGAGUUGAGGACUGUGUACAGUGGUUUACGACCCCCAGUAGAGCCUCGGCCGCUGAAGAGCAGACGCUGGCAGACACUCAACAGCACCACCAGCAACAGCUGGGGUCUAUUCUCUCAAAUAGAGAAUUGCCUCCCCUGUUAAGUACAGGAGGUGGAAGCGAGCAGCUCUCUGCGCUGACUGAUGGUAGCUGGACGCAGCAGCAGCAGCACAAAGAUUUUGUUUUAGGGCCUGGAGUGGGCCUCGCUUCGCUGACUGCAGCUCAUCAGCGGCAGCAGCACCAGCAGCGUCACCCCUCCGAUUGGUGGCGAAAUCUUCAGCUUCCUCCAGGCAUGGUGAUGCAAAAUAAAGCUGACUUGGGGACUGGCGGUGGUGCCUCUGCCGCGGCUACUGCAAUGGAUCGUCUUGAGACGCUAAACGCCGGUAGAGGAGGGUGGAACGCCGGUAACUCUUGUUUUCUUGGGCAUGAACAACAGCAGCAGCAUGUGUUGCAGCAGGAACAUCUCCAGCAACUGCUUCGCCAGCAACAACAUAUGGCUGUCCAUCAAUACCAACAGCCACAGCCCAGGGUGCGUACAGCAACGAACCCUGCAGAGCAACAGGCACACCAGCAGUCUCAGCUGAUGCUGCAGCAACAACAGCAGCAGGAGCAGGAGUGUCAGUUUACUUUACUGCAACAAUUGGUGCCCCCCCACACACUCAGUUGCGUUGGCUCGGAAGAUCCAAAAGAAACAGUGAAGCUUCUUCUGUCUCUCAUGCCGAACACCCUGAGCCAGGCCCAGCGAAUGCCUCCACCGCAGCAACAACAGGUUCUUCGGUAUGGAGACAACAGUAAUGCCGCCUUCCCUCUUAAUGCGCCGAUGAGUCGGAACACGGAUGCGUUGGCCCGAAUGCUAUCAGCAAGAGGGGGGGCCACUCCGGUCCUCCCUAGAACCCAAGUAGGUACAACUUCUGGCCCUUUGGGUCGAAACGUGGUCGAUGAUGCCCCUGAUAACAGUUGGGGGGACGCUGUCGCUAAUGCAGCAGCCCCUGAAAGUGGCCGCGGCCGAUCUGCCCCACGCAAACGGUCUGGCUCUGUCGCUGACGUGGAAGAACGGGGCGGCGGACCUACUCGUGGGUUUUACUCCCAGCUUGGCUCACAUGUUUCGGAUUUCCAGCAAAUUCCGUCGAGUUUGGAUGCCCGAGGAGGGACUGGGCUUUCAGGAAUGCCUGGGCGCCUCGGGCCAUCAGGGGCCCCAGCAGCUACAGUAAGCCCCUCUGAUGGAGAGACCUUGCCAUCAGUCGGCAUUGCAACCUCUCUUUCAUCAGGAAAUGAUUUGCUUCCAUUUUUGCAGAGACGGCGGAUGCAACAGAUACAACAGCAGCAGCUGCAGCAACUCCAGAGAGCCCUUGAGUCCCAGCGGCUGGAAUGA